Messenger RNA from Aspergillus clavatus NRRL 1, 348 nucleotides. RefSeq lists its product as uncharacterized. Lineage: Eukaryota; Fungi; Ascomycota; Eurotiomycetes; Eurotiales; Aspergillaceae. Bases 1 to 348 code for a protein of 115 amino acids. The transcript has 2 exons. The record is from RefSeq and is a predicted model, not a curated record.
AUGGAUCGAUCUGGCCCAGAAGGAGAUAACGACGGGAAGAGCGAGGUAGGAUUUGAAGAAGCCCUCUGCGUCGUUGAUGCCCACCUCACGAGAAUCAGAGCAAUGACCAUGAAGACCACGACGGCACCCAGCUUCAAUAUCGAGGACCAGAAACUCCUCUUCUGCAUAGAUCAGGGAGCCAAAGCUGUUGACUAUAAUAGUCAGAAUGAGGAAGACGGUGAUCCACACCCCGCAACGUUCCCGUCAAACUUCCUAGUAGUUUAUCGUGAGACCGGUCACAGUGAGCUCGGGGGGAACGAUGAUAGCCCAUUGGAAAACGUGGUUCCAGCCCAUGGCGAAACCCUAUGA